Messenger RNA from Xenopus laevis (African clawed frog), 739 nucleotides. Its product is annotated as protein kinase C beta type-like. The transcript is spliced from 3 exons. Lineage: Eukaryota; Metazoa; Chordata; Amphibia; Anura; Pipidae. The record is from RefSeq and is a predicted model, not a curated record. The coding region runs from base 36 to 701 and encodes 221 amino acids.
UUUUUUUUUCCUUGUGGAAAGUGAAUUCCCCAAUUAUGGGAGAUAAAUUGCCUCCAGCGAUGGAGAAGAGUACUCCUCCAAUAAGGAGUGAGGAAAAGCAACAACUUUUUGCUGCUACUAAGGCAGAGAUGGAAAAGGAGAAAGGGGAGACCAUCACGGUGAAGAGAAAGAUGGACAUCAGCGCUGAAAAGGAAAGUGGGAGAAAAAGGAAGAAAAAGGUGAAACAUCAGUGCAGUGACAACAUCAAGGAGGAGGAUUAUACGGAAAAAGAAAAGAAGAAAGAAAAGAAGGAAAGAAAAAGACCCCGAAAUGAUGAGGACCCCAUCAAAACAGAGGAAGCAGGAAGUGAGCAGAAGAGGCCCCACCAAGAAGAAGAAGUUCCUCUCCCUGUUGCAGUCAGCAUGUGUCAGAUCCACGCAUUGCUUGGGAUUGGUUCAUUUGGCAAAGUGAUGUUGGCAUCUCUGCCCAACAAGAGCGAGCACGUGGCCAUAAAGGUCAUAAAGAAUAGCGGCCAGGACCAACUUAGUGAAACCGUCACUGAGGUUCACGUGCUGAAGAUGGCUGCUGGAUGCCCAUUCCUUUGUCAAGGAUAUGGAUCCUUCCAUACUCAGGUACAAGAUAGUGUCAAAACAUUAAUGGCAUUGUAUCUAUCAAAGGGUGAAGUAGAACUUGCCACAGUUCACCAGAGAGAAAUUUCAUAGCUCUCACUUUUAUGGGAAUUAAAGGGGUUCGUUUAUUA